AUGGAUAAUGUGACUUUAGGAGCUCUUAAAAGGUGGAUGCGCUCUGUUACUUCUUUUUUCGUUUUUUUCCUUAGUCUCUUUGAGCUUAAAGAAGGUCCCUGUAGUACUAAAACCUUCCCUCAAAUUGCAAACAUUCCUGAAAUGUUCACAGAUAUCAACUUCCUUGAGUUUAAACCACUAGCGAUUGCAGAAGCUGCACUUAUUCUGAGCUGUCCUAUACAGUUUCCAUGCUUCUUUAAGGAAAUCUGCCAUUUCCCAUAUACAAGAUGGCUAAUGGAGUGUUACAAAUCAAUAAAUGAGAGAGAGGUAGUUGAAGAAGAAAAAGGGAGCAACGAAACAGCAGUAAACGUGCUUGAUAUAGACGACUUCACCUAA
Molecule: messenger RNA, 375 nt
Organism: Eruca vesicaria subsp. sativa (arugula)
Lineage: Eukaryota; Viridiplantae; Streptophyta; Magnoliopsida; Brassicales; Brassicaceae
Source: the annotation of a GenBank genome assembly